This is a messenger RNA of Periophthalmus magnuspinnatus, 2824 nucleotides long. It is a transcript of the gene ark2n, whose product is annotated as arkadia (rnf111) N-terminal like PKA signaling regulator 2n. The record is from RefSeq and is a predicted model, not a curated record. Gene Ontology annotation, biological process: ubiquitin-dependent protein catabolic process. NCBI's taxonomy places the organism in Eukaryota, Metazoa, Chordata, Actinopteri, Gobiiformes, Gobiidae. The transcript has 5 exons. Gene Ontology annotation, molecular function: ubiquitin protein ligase activity. The coding region runs from base 325 to 1623 and encodes 432 amino acids.
AGUGGCGCAUGUACACUUUGUAACGACGAUUCGCUGCUGCAGACUGUUGAAGACAUUUUACAAUAAUACACAGCUAAAGUCGCACUUAAGGAAAGACACAGAACCAAUGCACUGGCCCCAAUCUUCACACAUCCACGUUGUAGGACAUUAGUGCGGCGUAAUUCGGAAGUCGAACUGUAGCGGUGAGAUCCAGAGAAACUGUAACUUACGUAAGAUGUCGAGCGAUCUGGACUGAGGAAUAAACUAACGCCGCCACCGCGGUCAGUUCCUGUCCAGACACAACGGUCCACAUCAUUUGGACCUUGGGCUCUGGGCUUGACUAGUAUGAAGAUGGCAGAUUCAGUAAAUACAGGAGAAUUUGUUGAUGCUGAGUGUCCCACUGAGUGCCUUGAUGAAGCAGAAACAGUCACAGCAUCUGUUCAAGAAGAGCAAGAAGAUCAACAAAAGAGUGAGACCUCCACCAGCAUCACUUCCACUCAAAAGGAUAAGGAUGGGGACAGCCUUUUGCACACAGAGAGUGAACAAAGCCUGCUGUCUAUGCCAUGCCUGAUGAAGGAGCUCAGGAGAGACUCCGCAGGGUCUCAUCAAGCCUCUUCUAGUAGUGACAACAAGGCCGUGUCUAACCGUGUUUAUGAAAGCGACUCCUCAAACCCUUGUAUGCUGUCCCCCUCUUCUAGUGGGCACCUUGCGGAUUCAGACACACUUUCAUCAGGGGAAGAAGUAGCUGCCCCUCCAGCGUGUGAAGGUGAAGACAACAUGGAAGCUUUACCUGAUUCAGAACAGACAGUUGACCAGCCAUCUUCCUCUACAACUGGAGGCAGAAAGUCCCGCCGCUCUCGGUCAGAGAGUGACAUGCCUUCAAAUGCUAUGGCUGCAAAGAAAAAUCGAUGUCAGACAACUGCAGAAGCAGCUACGGGACAAGAAAAACAAACAAAUGGCAAAGUGGGAAAGGUGAAAGGGCACCGGAGCCAAAAACACAAAGAGAGAAUGCGUUUGCUCAGGCAAAAACGAGAGGCAGCAGCAAGGAAGAAGUACAACCUGCUGCAGGACAGCAGCACAAGUGACAGUGAGGUCACCUGUGACUCCAGCACCAGCUCCUCUGAUGAGGACGAUGACACUUCUGGAGGUAGCAAGACAAUCAGGACAGAUAUUCCAGACGGGCCACCAAUAGUUGGUCACUAUGAUAUUUCAGGCUCUGAUUCUAACCAGGAGAGUAUGAGUGUGGAGGCUGCCCGGCCCAGCGUGAUAAGGCAUGAGCUAAAAACACACAGAGGCCAAGUUAUGGCAGUGCACUCUGGGUGUAUAAGAGCUCUGAGCUCACUCUCAGGCAAUCCAGACGCACAACUUUUGCACAAGGAAAGUUCCCAACACAAGGGCCAGAUUAGUAUCGCCUCUUCUGACAGUGAGGUGGAAAUUGUCGAUGUGCAAGAGAAAGCACGGGGUGCUCAUCCAUAUGGAGGGGUGAUAAAGAGUUUGUCCUCAUGGAAAGAAAAUCCUGUAAAUCAGGUAACCAGCACAAAUCAGCCACAGCUUUGGACUUCCCCACAGCCAAACUGGGUUUCCCCACCUGAAGUAGUAGACCUCACCCUAGACGAGGAUAACGGACACAAGUACCUGCUUUAAACCUAUGCUAAAGACAUUUUUCAAUUCCCUUCCUAGUCCUUGCCUCACCUUCCUGUUACAGUUGGGAUUCUUACUCAACUUGGAGCUUUGGCUGCAACCUCUGGAGUCUGUCUGCUCCUGUGCACUUUUGAACAAGCAUGUAUUAAAGCCAUUCUCCUGAUCUAACAUUUUGGUAUUGGGCUGCUAACUAUAAACUUAGUUCAAAACAACAACACUAAAGUGCAGCUCAAAAUAUGAUAAAAGAGCAAUAUCUUAAAUUGAAAAUAAGUGGAAAAAUAUAUUACACACAUUUUUAUUGAGAUAGUGGCAGCUGGUACACUUUGUAUAGACUGAAGACAUGGCUUUUUACAUGUCUACCAUUAAUAUUUUUAUUAUAGUCUAAUCACUGGGUUUUCAGUACUGUUAACAUUGUUUUGGUGAGAGUAUAAAAGUCAUUAUUUCCCUGAACGUAAGUUGAACCAAGUUAAAAGCCUAAACACUGUCUGACCAAAACGUCACCACCUGGAUUAAUUUUAGCAAAGGUAAUAGGAUAUGCAUGGACUGCAUGUUGAGCAACAUUAUUGUACCUAAAGAAAGAGGCCAGCUAACUGUAUUUGAAUAUUGAACAAGGUAAUUUCCCAAACAGAUUUUUCUCUCAAACGUAUUCCAAGAUGACAAGUGUUAAUAUUUCGGCCUCAAAAUGUUUUGGGAAGAGACAGAUUCCCACUUUUUUGGCCAAACCAGAAUGCAGACCUUAAUCGCUGUGAGGAUACUGCCUGACAAAAAUGUAGCACACUAAUAUUUAGUCGAGUUGGACCACCUUCAGCCUAAGCUUUGAUUACGACAGGCAUUCGCUGUGACAUUGUCUGAUGAACUUUUGCACUGUCACAACAUGCCAUCAGAGAAGAAAAAAAUCAGUGAGUGGAAUAACCUAGUCUUUCAAUAUGUCUGAUAAUCAAAGGACCUCUUUAUCUGGGCACAUAAUGUGGCUGAACACAUGGUAAUUAGCUCAUAUAUCCUAAAACAGGAGUACAUACCCCUUUACUCUUGAAGGAUCAUAAUUUUAAGCCCUUGCAGUGUGUGGAGAGUGUAUCAUCCUACUGUACAAUCAGAACAAGUUGCACUUAGGAUUUGCAUGCUUCUUGUUGGUGGAUGCAAGCCCCUUUAAUCUCUUUAAUAAAAUAUAUCUUCCUUGAAUCCUACAACGGAAGAUGGACCUGAA